Molecule: messenger RNA, 4299 nt
Organism: Vidua macroura (Pin-tailed whydah)
Lineage: Eukaryota; Metazoa; Chordata; Aves; Passeriformes; Viduidae
Gene: KDM4C
Product: lysine demethylase 4C
Exons: 18
Coding region: 205-2730 (841 amino acids)
Biological process (GO): chromatin remodeling
Cellular component (GO): nucleus
Molecular function (GO): histone H3K9 demethylase activity; histone H3K36 demethylase activity
Source: RefSeq, a predicted model, not a curated record
UCCUGCUCUGCUCUCCUCUGCCCUGCCCAGUCCCCUCCCGUCCCGUCCCGCACCGCCUCGCCCCGCCCCACCUGCCCCUCAUCCCUUCCUCCGGCCGCGCCUGGCCGCUGGAGCCUCUCCCGGACAGGUGUGGAGGGAGCGCUGAGCUGGCCCUGGCGGCGGCCGCGGGUGUGCGGCGAGGAGGUGGAUUGAAAUUGAACCAGAAUGGCUGCUGUUAUCUCAGAUAGUCCUCCAAACCCAAGCUGCAAAAUCAUGACUUUUAGGCCUUCGAUGGAUGAAUUCAGGGAAUUCAACAAAUACUUAGCACACAUGGAAUCACAAGGUGCUCAUAGGGCUGGAGUUGCAAAGGUAAUCCCACCAAAGGAGUGGAAGCCGAGAAAACAUUAUGAUGAUAUUGAAGAUUUAGUGAUUCCUGCUCCAAUUCAACAGAUAGUCACUGGCCAGUCUGGACUUUUCACACAAUACAAUAUUCAGAAAAAACCCAUGACAGUGAAGGAGUUCAAGGAUCUAGCCAACAGUGACAAAUACCGCACUCCAAGAUAUGUAGACUAUGAAGAUCUGGAGCGUAAAUACUGGAAGAACUUGACUUUUGUGGCACCAAUUUAUGGAGCAGAUAUCAAUGGGAGCAUUUAUGAUGAAGGUAUUGAGGAAUGGAAUAUUGCCCAUCUUAAUACAAUAUUAGAUGUUGUAGGAGAAGAAUGUGGAAUUUCUAUCGAGGGUGUAAAUACACCAUAUCUUUAUUUUGGCAUGUGGAAAACAACGUUUGCGUGGCACACUGAAGACAUGGAUCUCUACAGUAUUAAUUAUCUCCAUUUCGGGGAGCCAAAGUCAUGGUAUGCUAUUCCUCCAGAGCAUGGGAAACGGCUUGAAAGACUAGCUCAAGGGUUCUUUCCGAGCAGCUCUCAAGGAUGUGAUGCUUUUCUUCGCCACAAGAUGACUUUGAUUUCUCCGUCAAUAUUGAAAAAGUAUGGAAUUCCUUUUGACAAGGUUACACAAGAGGCAGGAGAAUUUAUGAUUACUUUCCCAUAUGGAUACCAUGCAGGGUUUAACCAUGGAUUUAAUUGUGCAGAGUCAACAAACUUUGCCACCGUUCGAUGGAUUGAUUAUGGAAAAGCAGCAAAAUUGUGCACUUGUAGGAGAGACAUGGUGUCAAUAUCCAUGGAUGUCUUUGUGAGGAAGUUUCAACCAGAGAGAUACCAGCUGUGGAAACAGGGCAAGGAUUUAUAUACCAUUGAUCAUACAAAACCAACUCCUGAAUCAACACCUGAAGUGAACAUCUGGCUGCAGAGAAGAAGGAAAAUACAGAACUUUCCCAAGAGCUUCCAGCACACCAGAUCUCGAUCUAAAAAGCUUAAAACUCCAGAGGACAAGAGAGUAUCUGCCAUGGUAGCUGAUGCAAAAAUCAUAGUGACUGAAGCAGCUACUGAUGGCUUCAAGGUCAGUGAAGAACCAGAAAAAAAAGUGAGAGUGGUAAACACAGGAUUGCCUUCUGGGGAAGAAGAAAACAGCAGUAGAAUGCAUCUGCAUCAGCAUUUAUUGGAUCAUGUCAAGAUUGCAGGAAGCAUCCCUUCUGACUCAGUUUUGAGCCCCGUUCCUGUACUAGAGAAAACAAAAAUGGAAGAUGAGGACAGGAUAGAUUCCAGUCAUUUUUCCUUUUCACUUGAAGAUUCUGUGGCCAGCAAGACUGCUUCUGAUAGAUGUAGAAAAGAAGACAGUUUGAAAUCUCACAAUCAAUAUGCUUCAUCCAUACCGUACAAUAAAGCAGAUGGACAAAUUUCUGAAGCAGAAAAUCCAGAUAGAGAGGAAAGUGUCUUGACAGAGGAUGGUAUCAGCAACCUAGAAAAUUCUGGAAGUAGUUUGGAACUUGGAGCAGUGCCCUUUGUAAAAAAGGGUGAAGAAGACAGAAUGGAAGUAUCUUGUUCAGAGGAAGUUGAAACAAAGAAAAUAUCUAAGAGUUGGCGUCAUCCACUACAUAAACCCCCAGCUAGAUCUCCAAUGACUUUGGUUAAACAGCAAGCAACUAGUGAUGAAGAGCUGCCUGAGACUACCUUAAUUGAAGAGAAAGUUCAAGAGUCAGAGGCAUGGGCCAAGCCUCUGGUCUACCUGUGGCAGACAAGACUACCCAGUUUCAAUGCUGAAAAAGAAUACAAUGCAGCUUGUGCAAAAAAGGAACCUCACUGUGCCAUUUGCACUCUUCUCAUGCCAUACUAUAGGCCAGACAAUCAGGAUGAAGAAAGUCCUACUUUCAGUGAAGCAAACUCAGCAGAAACACUGAUGGCAGAAAAUGUGAAGACUAAACCUCUUAUUCCAGAGAUGUGUUUUAUUUAUAGUGAAGAAAACACCGAAAACUAUCCAUCAAAUGCCUUCGUUGAAGAAGAUGGAACAAGUCUUCUGAUUUCAUGUGCAAAGUGUUGCAUACGGGUUCAUGCAAGUUGCUACGGUGUUCCUUCUCAUGAAAUCUGUAACGAGUGGUUGUGUUCUCGAUGCAGAAAAGAAGCCUGGACAGCUGAAUGUUGUCUCUGCAAUUUGCGAGGCGGUGCAUUAAAGCAGACUACUGACAAAAAGUGGGCACAUGUAAUAUGUGCAAUUGCCAUCCCAGAAGUCAGAUUUGGUAAUGUCACAGAGCGUACUCCGAUAGACACUAGCAGAAUACCCUUGCAAAGAUUAAAAUUGGUCCUUUUUCCCUUCUUGCACAUUUGGAAGCAUUGUUCUCGAGCCUGGAGGAAGUGAUCCUUGAAUAUCAACCAACUCUCUUCAACUCCUUUACUCUGCAGGGCAUGUUCCUUCCAAGAAGAUUCCUGAAGAAGUUAAAGUUAGCUUUCCUGAAGUCUGUGGUUGUGGUUACUUGCUGCCCUGCUUUCUCCUCAUCUGGAACUGAAUUCCAUACUCUCAUGGUCACACCUCCAGCAAGGCCUUCCCUGUUUGUUAGUAUCAGUUGAGCAGCACACCAUUGCCUGGGGGAUCCUCCACUACCUGUGUCAGGAAAUUGUCAUCCAUCAUCCAUGCUUUCCAGGAACCUCCUGGGCUUUGUGUUUCAGUGUGCUGGUUCUGCAGCAGAUGUCAGGGGAGUAAAGUCCCCCAAAAGAUCCAGGGCCUGUGACUUGGAGGCUGCUUCAGGUGCCUGUAAGAUGUCCUCAUUUGCUUUUUCCUCCUUCUCAAGAUAGCCUGUAGCAGAAAGUUUAUGUAGAGUUAAUGAAACAAAGUUCAGCUUUCAGUCACCAUUUUGGGUCAUUCGUCUUAAUUCUCAAAAGCUGCAUUGUUUUCAAUAGAGUAUGUCUUCUCUUCCAUGUCAUGAUAUCCUUUGUUGUAUGUCUCUCUUGGAGUGGUACACCAAGCUACUUCGAUGCUGUGGCUCCUAAGGUUGUCCUUGGUGAACUGUAGCAAGCACAUGCCCUCCUUUUGCUGAACUUCAGUUUUCAGUAUUUUCCCCAGAGCAUUGCAGGGCCUUUGCUCAGUAAGCAGCUGGCAAUAGUGAGAACCAUGGUGUGAGGUGUGACAAAGCACUUAUCUGUGCAGUCUGGUGUCAGAGUUUUGUGAGGAAGUAAAAAGGUUAAGGAGCAUUAGAGAGUAUUUCUGAGACAGAAACAGGGAAAGCCACCAGAAAAAACUACAAUUAUCGAGGGGAUCCUAUAUCCUUCAACUACCUGGCAGAAGGCAGUAACUUAAAAGAGUUGAUGGAGCUGAGCUUAUGGUCGAGGUGGCAGUCAAACCUCCUCCUUGCCUUUCCAGACGUCUUAGUCCUUGGGUGUGGAAACUCAGAUGAUGGUGUGGAUGAUGGUCCAUCUAUACCAGUGGUGUUUCCAAGGUCAGAAAGGCCUGCACCUCCUAUCAAGACCACCUUCAAGAGGAAGAAAUGUAUCUCAUCUCAAAAGCUGCAGUGUUAGUCUAUAAGAUAUGUUGGAGCAAAAGAGUGAAAACUUUUUCUAUAUCUACUUUAUGUGAAGUAUUUUCUGGAGUACCUCAUCCUUACUAAAAGUGAAUAUAAAAUUUUUUUAAAUACUCAUUUCUCUAGCUUUUUGAAGAAUCGGUGGAAAUUUUUGUACUCUGAGAACCUAUAUUCAGGCAUAUUUGGGACUGAAGGAUAUAGGGGGCAUCGCUUCUUUAGAGCAAGAGUCACAUUAUAAGAGGUAUCAUCUAUACAUGCAGAGUGAAAUUAAAAAUGAGCAUAUAUUAGUACUCUAAGAGAGAAGUUAGUUAGGUUUAUAUUAUAAAUGGACUAUUUCAAGCCAAUAGCUUAAAAAGGAAAAAAAGACUGAAAAUUGUACCAUAGGUGACACAUAUGGACUACAUUUUGUUUAA